This is a messenger RNA of Microcebus murinus (gray mouse lemur), 1696 nucleotides long. The record is from RefSeq and is a predicted model, not a curated record. Lineage: Eukaryota; Metazoa; Chordata; Mammalia; Primates; Cheirogaleidae.
CGCGCGGGGCGAGGUGACUCCUGAGACGCCGUCGGGCGCCCCCUCGUGGCAACCGAGGCUUCGCUGCCCACCACCGUUUACCACUGCGGUCCGCCUGGCUCCGCGCGUGCGCCCAUCAGCCUGCGGCACGGCCCAGCGCCCAGGCGAGGGGCGACGCCUCGAGGUAAAACGGCGGAGGUGCGGAAGGUGGAGGCCCUUCGCCGGCCCAGUAGUGCUGGAGAAACCGAGGCUCUAGGCCGCGCGGGGCGGGAGCGAUGGCGCAGGAGCCGGUGAACUUGGGCUCUGAGCUGGCCCCAGAUUAUGAGGCGGGGGCGACUGCAGAACCUCCGGUGCCCUCGGUUGAAGACGCCGAAGACGCUGAAGACGCCGAAGACGCCGAAGACACCGAAGACGCCGAAGACACACCGGAGGACUACGACAGCGAAUGCGUGUUCUGCCUGAUCUCGAGCGGGCAGGGAACCAGCGCCGAACUCCUGCCUUGUGAGAAUGAAGACCUAGUUUGCUUCAAAGAUAUCAAACCAGCAGCACCUCAUCAUUAUCUUGUAGUGACAAAGAAGCAUAUUAAAAGCUGCAAAGAGCUAAAAAAAGAUCAAGUAGAACUGGUUGAGAACAUGGUAACUGUUGGAAAAGCCAUUCUUGAAAGGAAUAAUUUCACUGACUUCACAGAUGUGAGGAUGGGUUUCCAUUUGCCACCAUUCUGUUCCAUUUCCCACUUGCACCUCCAUGUUCUGGCACCAGUCAGUCAACUUGCCUUCUUAUCCAGAUUGGUUUAUAGAGUCAAUUCUUAUUGGUUUAUUACAGUCAUCAGACGUGUAGGAAGAGAAGCUAUAAGUAAGUGUCUCCCAUUGUAAGCAGGGGAUAUGAUAUAGAAGAACCAUAGUAUUCAGAGUUCAAACUAUGGAGUUAGAUCUGGAUUCAAAUUCUGGCUCCAUUGCUUACUUGAAAGGAACAUGUGAAAGUUACAUUCCUUAAAAGAGUUGAUGAGAUAAUUUAUGUGUAAAGCAAUUAAGGCAUUAUCUUGCAAAUAGGAAGUACUCAAUAAAUGUUACCUGUUGCCUCUAUUAUCAUAUUCAUAAACAUCAUUGUAGAAAUUGAGUGUUUAUAUUUUUUGAUAGUAAGUCUAAACACCUUAGCAAAGGGUUGCAGUAGUGACGUCAACUGCUAGAUCUGAGGAUGAAGCUUUGAGCCUAAAAAAUUGCAGAAUUCUGCUUUGCUGAAGCAAAAGUAGAAUAGAAUUCAGCUGUUUAUAUGCCUGUGGUCUGAAAGUUAAGCCAUAGUUAUUAAGUGACUCUGGCCCCUCUAGGGCCACUUGACCAGUAAUUUAUUAGGCUGUUACUUUAUGUGUCCAUGACACCUAUAGGUAAGGUGACCUAUAGUUGCUGUAGGUGAAUAAUCACUAGAUAGUAUUUAUUUACCAUUAGUAAAUGAAUUACAUUACUCUCGUCAUAGUACAGAACAAUUGAAAAAGUAUCUGAUUUCUAGAAACUUCAUAUUUCAAACAUAUCAUCCCUUUCUUCAACUUGUUCAGAGGAUUUCAUUUAAAUAACAUAUAUUAUAUGAAUAUGUGUGUAUAUAUGUUUGUAUGUAUUUGAAAUUUAAAAAGUGGGACAUUCUGUAGGAUAGCUGGUUUGGUUUCUUUAAAAAGUCAGUGUAAUGGAAAAGGGAUUUUAAAUUUUUAAAGAAAUUCAGAGUAUUA